CUCAGAUAUUUUGAUUGCAGUGCGCAAGCGCAGGCACCUUGGUGUCCAUUUAUUUAGUUAUUUUUAUCAUAAAAAUCUUUGGUUCGUUACUUUUUCUGAUAAGUUCCGGCAACAUGAGGAGUUGUAACGAUGUUUUAAUGGUCUGGUUGUUUAUUAGCGUUAAUGUUCGUUGUCUGUGCGAUCUUACAGCCAACUUCACACAGUCAGUCUAAUUUCGUGAAGUCUUCCGAACCAGGAGAGGGCGCUAUGUUUAUUUUCUUGCCUUCCACAACGGAAACCACCCGGAUGUUGCUUUUAGUAGUUAGCUAAUACAUCCAUGAGUGAGACACAUGUCGACACAAACGUUGCUUCUAAAAUGGAAUUAAACGUCAAGAAAACGAGUUCAAAGGCGUUGCUUUCAUGUGGGAACGGACAAGGUCUCAGUGAGAAGCUUCUCCUCAAGCCAAAGGCUGGCAGACCCCCGCAGACGGAGAGAGUCCCGAGGAGCAGCGUGUUGGAGCGGUUGCAGAGCUUCCUGCCUCAGAUGGCCGCGGCCAACGAGAAGCUGAAGCAGCAGAUGGACGAGGCUCCGGCUGGGUGCUUCGACAUCGAGAGCGUGGAGGGGGCCCAGAGGGUCAUAGAGAUGGACGUAGCGCUGGUGGAGCUCAGCGGGUCCGACAGCGACUCAGAAGAUGGAGAGGAGACGUCGGAGGAUUCGGAGGAGGAGGAAUCCGACUCCGGCGAGGAGAGUGGCGUCACAGAGCAGAACCUUAAACUACCGGGAGACAACGGCAAGAGGAAGAAAGCCUUCAUCCAGGUUCUCCAUCCAGCGGGAGAGUAGAGAAGGUGGCGCCACAGACUUUUUGGCUGCGUGUUGAGUUCCUUUUCCGCAUGAGGUGAUGCGGGUUUAAACUGACCAGGGACAAAAACCUGUGCCUGCCUCAGGCGUGGAGUGAUUUCAACCUACUUCACAGACACAGAGACAGAACAGGAAGACACGGAUCUUCCUCCUCUCAUCCCUAUGGGAACAAAUAUCAUUUUGUACAUUUAAGGCUCACAGCUGCAAAAGUGCCUUUGGAUCCAGAACAGAUGCUGUGAUUACCUCAUCCAGUCUGGGCCAUCAGCUGACCUCUGAGUGGUCAUAAUGUGCAGGGUUUCCCCCAGAAAAGUUGGUAAGCCCGAUGGCAAGUGUCUUUUGGCAAGUUAGCUAAAAGCUAACUGGAGAUUUGAAAAUAUGACUGUGUCUAAGUUUCCAACCGAGCCGACCCACUGCAACUGUUGUUAAAAAAAUAAAAUAAAAAACUCAUCCACCCAGUGGCUAAGGCCUGGUGGGGGGCAAUUUAUGCCCGUUGGGCCACCUGGCUUGCAAUACACUGGGGGAAACCCUGAUGUGUAAAUGCGUAAUACUCACCUUGUUUGUUGGCCUCUGUUCAUUGUUUCGUCAGUUUAGGCCGCAACAUAUUUGUGCUUUCAUGAAGCACAGUUGGGAUCUUCUCAAGGAAGAUAGAUUACCAGAUUUUUUUUUUAUUAUUAAUUUUUUUAAUACAAAUAAAGCCUCUGUACACAAGC
This is a messenger RNA of Perca flavescens (yellow perch), 1548 nucleotides long. It is a transcript of the gene nopchap1, whose product is annotated as NOP protein chaperone 1. The record is from RefSeq and is a predicted model, not a curated record. Gene Ontology annotation, molecular function: box C/D methylation guide snoRNP complex binding. Bases 317 to 820 code for a protein of 167 amino acids. NCBI's taxonomy places the organism in Eukaryota, Metazoa, Chordata, Actinopteri, Perciformes, Percidae. Gene Ontology annotation, biological process: box C/D snoRNP assembly. The transcript has 4 exons.